GCGCGUCUUUCAGUGGGAACGGUUCAAACGGUGGAACAACCUCUCGCACCACUUCGAGUGAACCAUAUAAAUAUGCCCGAGACUGUGUCAAAUAAAUCAGUGUCAUAAAUCUGCGUGCGUUGUAUAUGAAAUAAAGUGUCACUGUCCGGAGAUAAGCAACUCCCAAUGCCAGUCCAAAAAAAAAAAAUAAAUAUCCUAGAAUCCCGACCCGGCAACAUAAAUAAAGAAAGGCAACAACAAACAAGCCAAUAAACAAACUGGCGGCACUCUAAGACAAACAGCCCCCGAGCAAGUGUCAAAAAGUAAUGCGAAAGUGGCGGCUGCCGUUACAGAAGGAACCUCCUCUUGAAUCUACCCCGCCCACCCAUCAGCUUGUCGGCUUCUUAAUAUAGAAUGUUAAUGCACAAGGAGUUGAAUAAGUAAUAGCCCACAAAAUGGCAAUACUCGAGUCCUGCUGCUUCUGGAAGAAUGUGCGAAAGGGCAGCUUUGCCUGCGCCCUCUAUACGCUGAUCUACUUUGGAUUGUCGACGCUUAUGUUUACAUUUUAUGUGAAGGAGGAGCAGGAGUUUUUACUAGGAAAGAGGACGCAGCCCGUGGGAGAAAGCAUUCUCGAAAAGGGAGAUGUAACUGUAGUAACUGUGAUAUUCAACGUUUUGUUCUUGUUUUGCUCUGUGCUGAUGGUGUUUUCCUCCAUCUUGUUGAUUGUGGGUCUGCGGCAUAACAAACGUCAAUUGCUGCUGCCCUGGAUAGGAUUAAUGCUCUGCGAUUUGCUCAUUGAGUGCGCUCAUCUUGUCCAUCUAAUGAUAUCGCGUCGUGUUAGCUUCGAUCCAAUUGUUGGCUUUAUAUUCACAAUAGACUUCUUCAUACUCUGCCUGAAUCUUUACUGUCUGCUCUGCGUCAUCUCCCAGUAUCAAGCUUAUCGACGUGCUGCAUCCGAACAGCAACAACAUCUAGCCAUGUCGCCCGCGGUGGUGUUCACAGCACCCGAGAAGCUUAGCAAAUCGAAGCGUCAGCAGCUCGCAGCUGCCAAGACUGGCAACAAUAAACGACACUCACAUCGCCUCCUGGCAGCGAGUCCAUUGAUCACCUCGCAGCGUCCCACCAACUUCUCCACCAUUACCGAGGAGGAGGAACAGCAACAACAGCAGAAAGAGAAUAGCAAAGAAGCUUCAGCUGUCAAUGGCAAUGGCAAUGGCGAUUGUGGUCACAUCUCCGAGCAGCCGACAAGCAAUUUAAGUGAAUCUGAUGGCCAAUUUAAUGUCAAUGUACCAAUUAUAACUUUAGAUCCGAAUUCGCUGCAAGGAUCAAUUUAAUUUACACUCGCACUCAUGUUUCAAGCUAAUAAGAGUUGACAUAUUUUUACAUGAAAGUCUAAAAAGUAAAGUUCUCCGAAAAUGUACUAAG
Messenger RNA from Drosophila innubila, 1404 nucleotides. RefSeq lists its product as uncharacterized. The record is from RefSeq and is a predicted model, not a curated record. Lineage: Eukaryota; Metazoa; Arthropoda; Insecta; Diptera; Drosophilidae. Bases 435 to 1313 code for a protein of 292 amino acids. The transcript is spliced from 7 exons.